AUGAGCGCUCUUCCGUUCGCGAACGACCCGUCGGACCCCUACAAGCUGCUCCGGGGACUCACACCGGAACAGCUCGACCUGGUUGGCUUCACCCUCUUUGGUCGCAACCCCGCUGGUCGGCUGUUGCCCUAUAUCCUCGGGCUGUUCGUAAACUGCAUGCUUCUCGGGGUACUCUUUGUACAGUGCAGCAGGUGGUAUGCACACGGAUACAAGGGAGAGCCCUGGCGUAUACGGAUCCUGGUACUUUACACCUUGCUCGUGAACAUUGGCAUCACCGUCUUCCUGACAUGGUGGAACUUGAACAACUUUGCCAGCAAUUUCGGUCGUUAUCGCCAAUUCCUGAACCUAGACGAUGCUUCUCUCUUCUAUCUGAUGGAUGCGAUCGUCCGCUUUCCGGUCUCCGCAUUCUUCGCGGACCGGGCAUACCGUGCAGCCAGGCAGAACAAGAUCCUUGGUGCAGUCUUCUGUGUCUUGCUUCUCGCGUCCCUCGCGAUCGGUGUCACGCUCAAAGCGCUUGCCUCGCAAUACUACGGCAGACCUCUGUUCACUCGACUCGUUCUCGCAUGGCUCAGUUGCCACGUCAUCUGCGACGUACUGACCACCGCCGUCAUAUCCGUCUUUUUGUACCGCUCGAAGACUGGUUGGUCGCAGACCGAUGCGGUCAUCACUCGAUUGAUGAUCAUGACCGGUGAAACGCAAGCUCCCAAUACUGUGGUAUCCAUCAUCUACAUCAUUGUCUACACCAGCAAUACUCUAUCGACCUGGCCGUUCUUCUUUGUAUUUACCGGUCCCUUAUUCGCCGUUUGCCUCGUAGCGGUCCUGAAUACCAAAGUCGCACUGCGGCGGGAACUCGAGUCUGAUCCGAAUGUCCAGUCUCUCAUCCUGGUGCCAGCUGAACCUUUCAAGCUCGACAAAGCGACGGGGCGCCAGCACACGAGCAGCGAAACCGGCCUCGCCGUCAGUGUCGAGAGCCCUAUCGAGAGCGAGUUCACCAAGCCGCAGCGAAAGAGCAGCAUCGAGGCAGACGACGCGAACCGCAUGCCCGUCAUCCGUUACAUGUGA
Dioszegia hungarica is the source of this 1062-nucleotide messenger RNA. RefSeq lists its product as uncharacterized. NCBI's taxonomy places the organism in Eukaryota, Fungi, Basidiomycota, Tremellomycetes, Tremellales, Bulleribasidiaceae. The record is from RefSeq and is a predicted model, not a curated record. Bases 1 to 1062 code for a protein of 353 amino acids. The transcript has 10 exons.